Messenger RNA from Diceros bicornis minor, 5472 nucleotides. RefSeq names its product N-deacetylase and N-sulfotransferase 2 (gene NDST2). Gene Ontology annotation, molecular function: heparan sulfate N-sulfotransferase activity; deacetylase activity. Lineage: Eukaryota; Metazoa; Chordata; Mammalia; Perissodactyla; Rhinocerotidae. The transcript has 14 exons. Gene Ontology annotation, cellular component: Golgi apparatus. The record is from RefSeq and is a predicted model, not a curated record. Bases 2864 to 5464 code for a protein of 866 amino acids.
AGGCCGCGGCUUGUCUGAGCGCUGCAGUGGACCGUUCGGCUGCCCGACACCUCGGCCGCGCGGCUGCCAGGCCCGGAGGCGGCGGGGACCCGAGCGGGCACCACGAACGGCAGCGCGCCGCCUCCCCCGCAGUGGGAGCGGUGGUUGGGCCCGGCUGCGGCAGACCGUUCGCUCGGAGAUGGCGGAGCCGUCGCGACGCGGCCCGAGGCGCCGAGAGCUGGGAAGCCGGGCAGCCCCGCGACGCGGCGGAGCCCGGGGACAGCGGGGACGCCGCCCAGUCCGCCGGGUGAGCUGCCCUUGAGAAGAACCCCGCCAUUCACUGUGGCCCCCACCCACGGUCGCCCGUAGUCCCUCCCCUCACAGACUUCCCCUCAGCGUUGCCACCAUAACCACCCGCAGGGGCGUCCGGGGCGGCCCCUCAGUGCGGCCCAGGUGCCGUCGCUCUGUGUCCCCCCUACUAGCCUCCCUCGUGGUAGCCUCAUUCCCCUCCGCUCGCCUGCUCAGCAGGGGGCUCCUCUUCCCCUCGGGGUUCUCCCAGCCCAAAGCCUGCCUCGAUGUCACCCAAACUCUCAGCGCGCCCCUCGCCCCUUCGCCUUUAAUGCUUCACGUCCGGCUCGCUCUUCAUGUCCACCCGUGACCCCAUCCAUAUUCCCCCUUAGCUGGGUCCCUCCAACCGUCACCCCCGGUGUGCCAGCCCCCCACUGACCGUGUCGCUACUCGGUACCCCCCUCUUCCCACAGCAUCUGCGCUGCUUGUCUCUUAGCGCGGGGCCCACACCCCCACCUUCCCCAGUGCAUAUCACUAUUGCUCUCUCCCAGCCCGGGCCUGGAUGACCCCUUGGGGUUUCUCCCUCAGAAACCCCUGGCUGCUGCACUCAUAUUGCACCCCCCUCACCCCGUGUUCCUACUUCGGUAUUUAUCAUCCCAACCCACACCCUACCCCAAUAGCUCCCUCAGGACCCCUGCCCUAAAUAUUGCUGCUGCUUCUAGGUAGGAAGCUAAACUGCAGUGGUUAAGAGCAGGGCUAUGGAGCUUGACAGGCCUGACUUGGAAUCCCAGUUCCUCCACUGACUGAGCUGUGUGAUCCUGGGCAAGUUACUAAGCUUCUCUGGACCUCAAAUUACUCAUAUGUAAAAUGAGGAUAAUAAUAGUAUCUACCUCUCACCUACCUCUAGGGCUGGUGUGAGUAUUAAAUGUAUGGAAAGCUCUUAGAAGAAUGUGUGGCAGAGAGUAAGCUCUCAGUAAAUGUUAACUAUUCUUAACAUUAUGGGUGAUACAUCCUGAGUAUCGGCUUCCCCUCAGUGACUUUUUCUCACUAGUGUUUUCCCUUGAGUUUCCUCUAAUUCUUAGGAUUUACUCCUUCCCAUCACCAUUUUGAUCCAGUCCCACCUCUCUUUUCAUGUCAGUUAGCUUUACCCAGGUCAAAGCUGAACUAUUCUUAAACCAUCUCUCAAUUCUGAAGGACCCUGCUUCUGCCUAAAUCACUCCUGAGGUGUGUAUGUCAGGGAGUUGGGUGGUAGAGAGGGAUUUCGAGCCACUGGCCUUACUAGGAGGGGCUAAGGUGGGGAGAGCGACAAUAAAGCUUCUAGAAGCAGUUUAUCUACUUAAGGAAAAAAGUCUCCAAAAUUAAGUCUCCUCAAAACUGUUUUCUGAUCUCACUGUCCUUACUCCUCCUGUCUCUAUUAUUGAUUGGCUACGACUUAAGCUCCUGUUGCUUUCUGUCAUCCAGCGCCACUCAGUUGGCUCUGUUUUUAUAGCAGGACUCAAUUCCUUAUGUCUUUCCAAGCUAGCUCAGGUUUCUUCUGAGCUGUUCAGGGAUGAGGCUAAGUUAGGAAGGAGAACAGGAAUGGAUAGGGAGAGAGACUCUGAACUCAGCUCUCUGGCUUUUCUCAGGUCCCAGUGAUGUGGCCUGCUCUAGGGCUACAUUUUUAUCACCUCUCCUGACACUGGCACAGGAGAGGUGAAGGGCAAGGGAUGGGUCAUUUUUCACAAGCAAUGGAAAAGAGAGUCUCCAGGCUCUGGGUUUGGAAGCUAAUAGAAUGAUUAGCUAGCACCAUUUCUCUUUCCUCUUGAAUUUCCCCACUACAUUGUCCACCUGACUGCAAGUUCGUUAGUGCUGUUAGCCUGUGGUGUUGGGUUUGAUUGAUGAGGAAGAUUAACAGACUCGAGUUUCCUCUUAUCUGAUAUUUUGUUGGAGCACGGGACUUCUGGGGCUUUCCGUCCGUUCCUCACAGGACGAGCAAGCUCCUGCUGGCUGGCGAACUACUCAGUCACUGGCUGGGAACUCCUUUCAAAGCAGGUUCAUUUUCAGCCUCCUGGGCCAUUUGGCCUCUUAUUGAUGGGAGAUUUGUUCCUUUCCAGUCUUUGAAUAUACUGCUCCAGCUCUGAGCUUAGCUCAGGAAGGAGAAUUUAGACAGUAUUCUAAGAAACGGAACAAACUGUGAAGCCAAGGUAUGAGACUCAGAUUGUGUUGUUCUUCUACAGGAGCUUUUUUUUGGAGAACAGAUCAUCCUGUGAGCAGGAGAUAGUGAGGGCAAAGAUUGUGAACUUUUCUGACCUCUGAUGUGAGGAGCUCGCCAGGACUGAAGGUGGAGACUGGCUAGAUUUGCAUCUUGAAGCCAUGGGCCAGUGGGCCAUGGUGACCUGAGACCAACGGGCUCUGUCCAAUUGCCCCCUAUUGCCCUGUCUACCUCCCCUACUCUAUACUAAGGGGACUUGUCUCCACCUCUUCAGGGAACUGACCUUGCAGUAAUCCCUUUCCCCUAUUUUCCUAUCCUUCCACUCUCCCAAGAGAGCCCCAGCCUAUAGAACCCCUACCUCCCAUCCCCUGAGGUGGUCCCCAUCCCUGCCUCCCCUCCCCCGCCAUGCUUAAGCUGUGGAGGGUGGUACGCCCGGCUCGGCAGCUGGAACUGCACCGCCUCAUACUGCUACUGAUCGCUUUCAGUCUGGGCUCCAUGGGCUUCCUGGCUUACUAUGUAUCCACCAGCCCCAAGGCCAAGGAACCCUUGCCCCUGCCAUUGGGAGACUGCAGUAGUGGUGGAGCAGCUGGCCCUGGCCCUGUACGGCCUCCAGUCCCACCCCGGCCCCCCAGGCCUCCAGAGACAGCUCCAACGGAACCCGUGGUCCUUGUGUUUGUGGAAAGUGCAUACUCACAGCUGGGGCAGGAAAUUGUGGCCAUCUUGGAGUCUAGUCGUUUUCGUUAUAGCACUGAGCUGGCACCUGGCCGAGGGGACAUGCCCACACUUACUGAUCAUACUCGUGGCCGCUAUGUCUUGGUCAUUUAUGAGAACCUGCUCAAGUAUGUCAACCUGGAUGCCUGGAGUCGGGAACUUCUAGACCGGUACUGUGUGGAGUAUGGUGUGGGCAUCAUUGGCUUUUUCCGAGCCCAUGAGCAUAGCCUACUGAGUGCCCAGCUCAAGGGCUUUCCCCUUUUUCUACACUCAAACUUGGGGCUCCGGGACUACCAAGUGAAUCCUUCUGCUCCCCUACUGCAUCUCACACGCCCCAGCCGCCUGGAGCCUGGGCCACUGCCUGGUGAUGACUGGACCAUUUUCCAAUCUAAUCAUAGCACAUAUGAACCAGUGCUUCUUGCCAGCCUUCGGCCAGCUGAGGCCCCUGUACCAGGACCGGUGCCUCGCCGGGCCCGCCUUCCCACUGUGGUACAGGACCUGGGGCUUCAUGAUGGCAUCCAGCGAGUGCUCUUUGGCCACGGCCUCUCCUUCUGGCUUCACAAACUCGUUUUCGUCGAUGCCGUUGCGUACCUCACUGGCAAGCGCCUCUGCCUGGACCUUGACCGCUACAUCUUGGUAGACAUCGAUGACAUCUUUGUGGGCAAGGAAGGUACCCGCAUGAAGGUGGCUGAUGUUGAGGCUCUGUUGACCACCCAGAACAAACUCAGGACCUUAGUCCCCAACUUCACCUUCAACUUGGGCUUCUCGGGCAAGUUCUAUCAUACUGGGACAGAGGAGGAGGAUGCAGGGGACGACAUGCUGCUGAAGCACCGCAAAGAGUUCUGGUGGUUUCCCCACAUGUGGAGCCACAUGCAGCCACACCUGUUCCACAAUCGCUCCGUGCUGGCUGACCAGAUGAGGCUCAACAAACAGUUUGCUCUGGAGCAUGGGAUUCCCACGGAUCUGGGGUAUGCUGUGGCCCCCCACCACUCGGGCGUGUACCCCAUCCACACGCAGCUCUAUGAGGCCUGGAAAUCUGUGUGGGGCAUCCAGGUGACCAGCACUGAGGAGUAUCCCCAUCUCCGCCCUGCCCGCUACCGCCGUGGCUUCAUUCACAAUGGCAUUAUGGUGCUGCCACGGCAGACAUGUGGCCUCUUCACUCACACAAUCUUCUAUAAUGAGUAUCCCGGAGGCUCUCGUGAACUAGAUCGGAGCAUCCAAGGUGGAGAGCUCUUUCUGACUGUGCUGCUUAAUCCGAUUAGCAUCUUUAUGACCCAUCUGUCUAAUUAUGGAAAUGAUCGGCUGGGCCUGUACACCUUUGAGAGCCUGGUGCGCUUCCUCCAGUGCUGGACCCGGCUGCGUCUACAGACCCUUCCUCCAGUCCCUCUCGCACAAAAGUACUUUGACCUCUUCCCUCAAGAGCGAAGCCCUCUUUGGCAGAAUCCCUGUGAUGACAAGAGACACAAAGAUAUAUGGUCCAAGGAGAAAACCUGUGAUCGGCUCCCCAAGUUCCUCAUUGUGGGACCCCAGAAGACAGGGACCACAGCUAUUCACUUCUUCCUGAGCCUGCACCCAGCUGUGACUAGCAGCUUCCCUAGCCCCAGCACCUUUGAGGAGAUUCAGUUCUUCAGCGGCCCUAAUUACCACAAGGGCAUUGACUGGUACAUGGACUUCUUCCCUGUCCCUUCCAAUGCCAGCACUGACUUCCUAUUUGAAAAAAGUGCCACCUACUUUGAUUCAGAGGUUGUACCACGGCGGGGGGCUGCCCUCCUGCCACGAGCCAAAAUCAUCACUGUGCUCACCAACCCUGCUGACAGGGCCUACUCCUGGUACCAGGUGAUUUCAGCCUCCUCCCAGGCCCCUCUGGCACUUCGCUCCCUGCAGAACCGCUGUCUUGUCCCUGGCUACUAUUCCACCCAUCUGCAACGCUGGCUGACUUACUACCCUUCUGGACAGUUGCUGAUUGUGGAUGGGCAAGAGCUGCGUACCAACCCAGCUGCCUCAAUGGAGAAUAUCCAGAAGUUCCUGGGUAUCACACCCUUUCUGAACUACACACGGACCCUCAGGUUUGAUGAAGAUAAAGGAUUCUGGUGCCAGGGACUUGAAGGUGGUAAGACUCGCUGUCUAGGCAAGAGCAAAGGCCGGAGGUACCCAGAUAUGGACGCUGAGUCCCGCAUUUUCCUUACGGAUUUUUUCCGGAACCACAAUUUGGAGCUGUCGAAGCUGCUGAGCCGGCUUGGACAGCCAGUGCCCUCAUGGCUUCGGGAAGAACUGCAGCAUUCCAGUCGGGGCUGAUGUUCCAG